AUGCCUUGUUGUCACGGGACCAGUGCUCCACUGUCUGGCCGACAUUGGUGUUCUCUUGGCGCAGAGCAGAGUACACGAGUUGAAGAUGCCAAGGGAUUAUCACUCUUAUUUCCUCCUAUUCGCAGACAACCAUGCAUAAACGCUAAUUGUACGCAUCUAUCUAUCGCCCUCUCUCUUCCCUUUUGGUAUGGUCUUUGGAUUCCUUCUCAUCCAGCCAGACACAAGCCCGACCAUCUACUCACACCACAUUCCGCCUCCCCGCCCUUCCAACCCCUUCAGUCUAGGCAUCUUCUCCCAUUGGAGGCCAGGUCUAGAGGCAGCAAUAAAAGUCAGCUUGGUCCAGAGAGAGAGAGAGAGAGAGAGAGGGAGGGAGGAGCGUGCGGCUGGGUGCUGAGUGAAGAGGCUCAACGGCAUCAUCUUUCCCAUCUUCCCCGGCCGGAAGGCAUCGGCCAGUUGCUCACGCGCAUUGGCUGCCUCACGGACCAGGUGUGUCAGUGUUAUCUUGUAGCAUUUUCCUUCCAUUCUGCUCUCCAACUUUUUCGUUCUAUCUGGUCGGCCUUGAGUCGUCUUGCCGCAUCUUCCAAGCAGUCCUUGUCUGUCUGCUCUGUCGGGUUGUUCUGUCCACACGGGCUGCCUUUGGCAUUUUUGCCGAUUGCCCUAGUUUCAAUGGGCAACACAUGCACAACCAGACUUGUGUGCGUCGGUAUGAAUUGCCCAAACAUGGUUGGCUGGACGCACGGGCCGACUGGUUUGCCCGGUCUUCCUACUCGAGCCGACUGCUCAGCUCAUAGUGGGGCCAGAUGA
Molecule: messenger RNA, 804 nt
Organism: Protopolystoma xenopodis
Lineage: Eukaryota; Metazoa; Platyhelminthes; Monogenea; Polystomatidea; Polystomatidae
Source: the annotation of a GenBank genome assembly